Messenger RNA from Adineta ricciae, 351 nucleotides. Lineage: Eukaryota; Metazoa; Rotifera; Eurotatoria; Adinetida; Adinetidae. The record is from the annotation of a GenBank genome assembly.
AUGUUACAAUCCCGUGGUAUUACGGAUUUGAUUUCAGCUGAAAAAGAAGCUCAAGGGCGCAUUGAAGAAGCGCGUAAACGCAAGAAUAAACGUCUAAAAGAAGCACAAAACGAAGCGAAAACUGAAAUUGAACACUUCAAAGGUGAUCGUGAUCAACGUUAUAAAAGCUUAGAACAGCAACAAUUGGGUAAUCGAAAUCAAAUGACCGAAGAAUCGAAUAGAACAACUCAAGUACAAAUAGGCGAUUUGAAAAAUCAGUACGAAACCAGUAAAGAAGCGUUACUUGAGCGUAUUCUCACCCUUGUCUGUGAUAUCAAGCCCGAAUCGCAUAUCAAUGUCCGGAUUGACUAA